Apiotrichum porosum is the source of this 1251-nucleotide messenger RNA. RefSeq lists its product as uncharacterized. The transcript has 6 exons. Bases 1 to 1251 code for a protein of 416 amino acids. NCBI's taxonomy places the organism in Eukaryota, Fungi, Basidiomycota, Tremellomycetes, Trichosporonales, Trichosporonaceae. The record is from RefSeq and is a predicted model, not a curated record.
AUGGCCGCGUGCAACAUGGUAGCGCUGGUACACAUCGACUUCCCCAUCAGCCGCGAGUUUACCAAGAGCUUGGACGUCAUCGUGGUUGAUCGAGUCCACCAUCCGUUAUACCUGUCUUCGUCGCCGGCGCCAGCGUUCGUGAAUCCAGACAACCACACUGUGGGGUCUGCGGGGAGUCUGGAGGGCAAGGGUAUCACUACGGCGAACAACAAUGGCCCCAUGGGUCUCUUCGCAUCAGGGUCGAACAAAGAAGUGCUCCCAAAAGCCAACGAGGACAAUGCCCAUGGAACAUGCAUGUACAAUAACGCACCACCUACCAAGGCAAGCCAGUACGAAGUCCGUCGCAAGCGCCCGCCACCCCCUCGGCCAUCACCGCAGACGUUGAUCGAGGACAUUAAGACCUCUGACGAUGCCUUUCAAACAGCCCUUACCGGCAGCAGUAGCGCAACUGCGUCCGAAUACACUGGCCAGACCUUGAUCGCCAUGUGGAUGGACCAAGGAAAGCUAAACCUGGUCGACAUUGACUGGCCGCCGCCCCGGCACGGCCGGUGCCUCACCACCCGUUCCCUCGCCCUCGUCGACGACUUUACGCGUCCUUUCCUCGGCCCUCUGCCGUACUGGAUGCUGCACGAGAUGUACAGGCAGAAGAGGGGCUUGGUGGACGUGUGCGAGGGUUCAGUGUCCGCCCAUAUCCAUGACCCGCCAGCAUACCCGCGCUUUGGGACAGUGGUGGUCGGCGACAUGAGGCUGCAGGGCAGGGCGUGGACGGUGUUUGACGCCCAUGCUGGAGGACAUGAUUUGGUGGCCAAGUUCUACGUGCCGCGGAUUGGCGGGUGGACGCGGCUUGGCGACGUCCGCCGCGAGAUAUGGCUGUACGAUCACGUCUUGCGGGGACUGCAGGGGACCGUGGUGCCGCGUUGGUAUGGGGUGUAUGGCGCGCAGCAGCCGCUCAAGCCGCAAGGCGGGAUGGGGGAUAUGGUCGAGGUGUAUGUCGCCCUGACAAAGGACGCCGGGGUGCCUAUGACUGGGGACGAGCUGCGGGAGUUGACAGAGGAGGACAACCUCACUCACUGGCUCAAACCGCCAGGGGCGCCAAUCUCCCAGCUGCGACUGGUCGACUUUGGUCUCGCUGUCAUUCGCCCCUCAUUGACUUCAGAGCUGGCACAAGUGACGUUGCCCACGGGUUCAUUCGAUGACGAAGCUGAGGAGGAGAUGCUCGAAGUGCGCGAGAUGCUGGGUCUGGGGAGGUAA